This is a messenger RNA of Solanum lycopersicum (tomato), 486 nucleotides long. The record is from RefSeq and is a predicted model, not a curated record. Lineage: Eukaryota; Viridiplantae; Streptophyta; Magnoliopsida; Solanales; Solanaceae.
AUGGAGGUGAGAUGCAGCGUCCCAAAAAGGAAUGUGCUAAGUGUGGUUGUGCUCACAGUAGAGACUGCAGACAGGGCUCUAAUGCCUGCUUCGGUUGCGGAUGCAGCAGUAGCCAAGCCUCCUAAGAGGAACAAAAUCUACGCCCUUAAAGGGUCUACGCUUUCAUUUGUAACUCGUUUGCUUGCUCUCAUUAUUGAGAUAUUUCCUGAAGUUCUGCAUGAUCCUAUAGUGAUUAGUGAUCUUCCUGGUCAUAUUGUGUCCGACAAAGGUGUAGAGGUAGACAUAAGGAAGACUGAAGCUGUUAAGAACUGUCCAAAACCUCUUUCUCCCACAGAUAUUCGUAGUUUCUUGGGAUUGGCUGGUCAUUAUCGUAGGUUUGUGGAGGGCUUUUCUUUCAUUGCUGCAUCACUGACAGCUUUGACUAAGAAGAAGGCCAAGUUUGAAUUGACAAAGGCUUGUGAGAAGAGUUUCCAGGAGCAAGGAUAG